AUGGCGGGCGGCCUCGCAGCAGCAGAUCAUGGGAGAUCUGCCGCGCCUCCGAGUCACUCCGGCAAGGCCGUUGAUGAGGGAGGCAUUCUUGGCCGCCCUGCGGCGAUUCAAGCACGGCGGGGGCUCUGUCGCAGCCUGCAUAGCGACUGCGGCACUAACUUCGUCGGGGCCGACGCCCAACUUCGAGCGUUAUUCACCGCCAGCAGCCCGGAGCAGCGGAAAAUCGCCGACCAGAUGGCCAAUGAGAGCAUAAGGUGGUGCUUCAACCCACCGGCAGCACCCCACUUCGGCGGACUCUGGGAAGCGGCGGUGAAGUCCUUCAAACAUCACCUCAGGAGAGUGCUAGGAGAAUCGACACUCACCUAUGAGGAGAUGAGCACUCUCCUUGCGCAAAUCGAGGCCUGUCUCAACUCCAGGCCGCUGCAGGCGAUGUCCGACGACCCUGACGACUUGGCGGCAUUGACUCCGGGGCACUUCCUCGUGGGAGCAGCGCUCAACGCCAUCCCAGAGGCCAGCUCCCUGGACGUGCCGCUCGGCCGCCUCUCACGCUGGCAACUGCUCCAGAGGAUGCGCGACCACUUCUGGGACAGGUGGUCGCAGGAAUACCUCCACACACUGCUCCAACGACCCAAAUGGUGGGCCACCAACGAGGAAGUGCGCGUCGGGCGACUCUGCCUCAUCCGGAGCGACAACGCGCCGCCGACACGAUGGCCUCUCGCCCGGAUCGCGAGCGUACACCCGGGAGCCGACGGGCGGAUCCGUGUGGUCACCCUCCGCACCGCGUCAUCCGAACUGACGCGCCCGAUCGCGAAGAUCGUCCUCCUGCCGGAAAGCCGCUCCGACGAGCGGGAGAACGAGCCCGCACACCGCGUGUAA
Messenger RNA from Formica exsecta, 876 nucleotides. RefSeq lists its product as uncharacterized. NCBI's taxonomy places the organism in Eukaryota, Metazoa, Arthropoda, Insecta, Hymenoptera, Formicidae. The coding region runs from base 1 to 876 and encodes 291 amino acids. Gene Ontology annotation, molecular function: nucleic acid binding. The record is from RefSeq and is a predicted model, not a curated record. The transcript has a single exon.